AUGGCAAAACUCUAUGCAAUCCUGGAGGCUGUUGCCGAUAGGGUGGAGAUGUACAAGAAUAUUGGAGAGCAAAGAAAUAAUUGGAACAGCCUGCUUUUGACAUCGAUUAAUGCGCUCACACUCUUGACGGCUGCAAUGGCAGGAAUUGCGGCUACAAGUGUAAUUGGUGCUGCUGCUCCGGUGGCGGUGUUAAAGCUUUCGUCCACCAUCAUGUAUCUUUCAGCAAUUGGGAUGCUGUCCAUAAUGAACAAGAUUCAACCAUCUCAGCUUGCUGAGGAGCAAAGAAAUGCAACUAAGUUGCUCAAGCAGCUUCACAAUCAGAUUCAGACGAUAAUAGCGAUGGGUAAUCCUACAACUAGUGAUGUAAAGGAAAUGAUGGAAAAAGUGUUGGCUCUUGACAAGGCCUACCCGCUUCCUCUUCUUGGUGCAAUGCUCGAGAAAUUCCCGGAGAAUGUAGAGCCCGCAGUGUGGUGGCCGGAGCAGCGUCCAAGAUAG
Molecule: messenger RNA, 495 nt
Organism: Olea europaea var. sylvestris
Lineage: Eukaryota; Viridiplantae; Streptophyta; Magnoliopsida; Lamiales; Oleaceae
Product: probable F-box protein At4g22030
Exons: 1
Coding region: 1-495 (164 amino acids)
Source: RefSeq, a predicted model, not a curated record